Papaver somniferum (opium poppy) is the source of this 483-nucleotide messenger RNA. RefSeq lists its product as uncharacterized. Lineage: Eukaryota; Viridiplantae; Streptophyta; Magnoliopsida; Ranunculales; Papaveraceae. Gene Ontology annotation, molecular function: 3'-5' exonuclease activity; nucleic acid binding. The transcript has a single exon. Bases 1 to 483 code for a protein of 160 amino acids. The record is from RefSeq and is a predicted model, not a curated record. Gene Ontology annotation, cellular component: cytoplasm; nucleus.
AUGACUCGUUGCAGUUCUGUUCACCAAAAUUCGAUUUUAGUUUACAACACCUCCGAGACAAUCCGCACAACAGUAACGAAAACAAUAUCGGCCGUGGAUGACUGGAUUAAUGAAGUUGAACAAAGUUUUGCCAGACAGCUCGAGAACGGAAAUCUUAUCGUGGGUCUCGACAUCGAAUGGUCAAGGUUACAUGAAAUCAGUACGACAACUCCUAAUGCUAAGGAAGUUGCCGUGCUGCAAUUAUGUUUGGCACAUCAAUGUUUAAUAUUUCAGUUCUUUGGGUUCUUUGAUGAUAAUACUCGUACCAAAAAUAAUAAACGUAGCAAAAAUAGCAAAAAAUUUCAGAGAGCCGAUAUCCCUGAGUCUCUUGCCAAAUUUCUCAACGACGAGAGGAUUAUAUUCGUCGGAUGUGGGAUCGAUCAAGACGUGCGUAAGCUCAUGGCUGAUCACAGGUUGGCCGUAGCUAGAAGUGAAGAUCUUUGA